Molecule: messenger RNA, 2347 nt
Organism: Papaver somniferum (opium poppy)
Lineage: Eukaryota; Viridiplantae; Streptophyta; Magnoliopsida; Ranunculales; Papaveraceae
Product: phosphoacetylglucosamine mutase-like
Exons: 2
Coding region: 498-2162 (554 amino acids)
Biological process (GO): UDP-N-acetylglucosamine biosynthetic process; carbohydrate metabolic process
Molecular function (GO): phosphoacetylglucosamine mutase activity
Source: RefSeq, a predicted model, not a curated record
AUCUGCUGAUAUAUUUACCAACUUCACCGGCAGGGAACUAGUUCUUCGAGUCCACCCAGUCACAUUUUUCCGGAAACGCAAAACUCACUAAUAAGUUUUGAGAGAUCUCUCUCGCUUCUCACAUACUACUAACUGCAUCAACAACAAUCUUCUACGAACCCUAAAGUUUAACCCCCACAAUUUCAGAAUCCUAAAUCCAAUUGGUUGGUUUCACUACACAAGAAUCAUCGAAAAAAAAAAUCCUCACAUCAAAUCCCAUUCAAAACCCAAGUUCAGAUCUCAAUUUCUCAAGAGAAAAGUGGAUUCAAAGAGACCCAAAUCAGGAAGGAUAAUUCUGCAAGAUUGAUUUUGUUUAGUGCCCAAAUCCUAAACAUUUCUUGGGUACUUAAUAACAUGGGGCAAGAGCUUAUCUCCAAAUCUAGAGAGACAAGAGUCUGAACUGUGCAACAAAUAUCACUUUGAUCAUCAAAAUUUCAGCUCCUCUUUCUCUGUGUACGAUGGAUGAACAUCAAAAAGGAAUGCUAUUAGAAUGUGCAUCAAAAUAUCCAAUUCCACAAGGUGUAAAGAUAUUAUAUGGAACUGCUGGAUUUAGAGCAGAUGCAUCAAUUUUAUCAUCAACUGUAUUUAGAGUUGGGAUAUUAGCAGCUCUAAGAUCAUUAAAAACUAAAUCUGUUAUUGGAAUUAUGAUUACUGCUUCACAUAAUCAGAUUUCAGAUAAUGGUGUUAAAAUUGCUGAUCCAAGUGGUGGUAUGUUGACACAAGAAUGGGAACCUUUUGCUGAUUUACUUGCUAAUGCUCCCGAUCCGCUAAAUCUUGUUAAGUUGAUCGCGGAGUUUGCAGAGAAAGAGAACAUUUCAUUUGGAGGAGAUUAUUCUGCUGAAGUUCUUUUGGGAAGAGACACAAGACCAAGUGGUGAAUCUCUUCUUGAAGCUGCAAGACAAGGAAUUAAUUCUGUAAUUGGCGCCGUGGCUACCGAUAUGGGAAUUCUUACUACACCACAACUCCAUUGGAUGGUUCGUUAUCGAAAUAUGGGCAAAAGUGCAUUAGAAAGUGACUAUUUCAAACAAAUCUCCAACUCUUUUAGGUGCCUAAUGAAUUAUAUACCCGAGGAAAUGACCGCAUCUGAGAUGGAUGAGUUGAUUGCAGAUGGAGCUAAUGGAGUAGGCGGAGAAAAACUUGAAGUGGUCAAAAAAACUUUGAGCGGUUUGGAAAUUCAGGUCCGCAAUUCGGGUAAGGAAGGAGAAGGUGUUCUAAACCAUGGAGUUGGUGCUGAUUUUGUGCAGAAGGAGAAGAUUGUUCCGUCUGGAUUUGAUCAGAUUGAUGUGGGAAAGAGGUGUGCAAGUUUAGAUGGAGAUGCUGAUCGGUUUGUUUAUUUCUACGUGCUACCUGGAAGUAACAACAAGAUUGAACUUGUUGACGGAGAUAAGAUACUAUCACUUUUCGCUUUAUUCAUCAAGCAGCAAUUGACUGUUUUAAACAGGGAAGAUGGUCGUCAGGUACACCUUGGCGUUGUUCAGACAGCCUACGCGAAUGGAGCAUCCACAGAUUACCUUAAGAAGUUGGGUCUAGAAGUUGCACUUACCCCAACAGGUGUGAAAUAUUUGCAUGAGAAGGCUUACGAUUAUGAUAUUGGAAUAUAUUUUGAAGCAAAUGGACAUGGAACAAUCUUGUUCUCUGCAAGUUUCUUAUCUUGGUUGGAAACAAGGAAUAAAGAGCUUGCUUCUACAUCUGAAGGUUCAGAACUGCAACUUUCUGUUAAGAGGCUGUUGGCAAUUAGUGAAUUGAUCAAUCAGGCAGUUGGAGAUGCUUUGAGUGGGGUUCUUUUGGUGGAGGUCAUCUUACGGCAUAUGGGAUGGUCAAUCCAGAGGUGGAGUGAGCUGUAUCAGGAUCUACCUAGUAGGCAGCUUAAGGUUAAAGUCAUGGACAGAACUGCGGUUAUUACAGCAAAUGCAGAAACUGAGGUAGUGAAACCUACAGGUCUUCAAGAAGCAAUAAACUGUGAAGUUGCUAAGUACACUAUGGGAAGAUCAUUUAUAAGGCCAUCAGGUACUGAGGACGUCAUACGUGUAUAUGCAGAGGCAUCAACACAAGAAGAAGCUGAUAACUUGGCCAAAUCUGUGGCCCAGCAUGUCAAUCGUUUUCUUGGAUUUGGCAGUAGCUAAUAUGUAGGUGUAUGAGGUAUUUUCUGUACAUUGACUAGUUUAACCAUGCCAAGUUUGAGACUUGUUUAUCUUCGCUAUUUGUAAUUUGUUUUCGACAAAAAUAAGAAAGUUGUGCAAGAUUUUUCUUCUGAUUUAUUGGACAUUGGAGUAAUAUCCUAAUUACCCUCCUGGCCGGAAGUUGAAAA